Pocillopora meandrina is the source of this 24636-nucleotide messenger RNA. The record is from the annotation of a GenBank genome assembly. NCBI's taxonomy places the organism in Eukaryota, Metazoa, Cnidaria, Anthozoa, Scleractinia, Pocilloporidae.
GUGGCCAGAAGAUAACUGGCUGAAAGUUUAGUUAUGAAAAAUCAUCUUUAAUAGUUUUGCAAUCGGCUUCUGCUUUUUCAUGUCAAAAGUUGAAGAUCAAAGGCAGAUGUCUACCCGAAAUGGCGUCUACAUUGUUCAGGGUGAAAUGUCUCUUGUGGUGGCGGCUUUACGAAGAAAUGUUCGUGGCGGCUCCCACAGUCACCAGGUAUGAUUUAUCGUAGUUUCCUUGAGACGAAAUUUACUAUUUAAAACCAAAUCGCCCUGAAUGUAGACGGCGAUUUGUUACUUAACUCGAUGAACCCCCGUUACGUUACACUUUUUACAAAUCUAAAAUUUUAUUUUGUUGAGGUUCUACAUUGGGUUGGUUUAAAUCCUCUUUAGAUGAAAUUUUCGCUUUUUUAAUGUAUUGUGCUUUUAAUCAUUGUAGUUGUUAUAAAUUUAGUCUUGUCAUCGAAGGGUGCCUUGACAUGAAAAAUAGUCACCUAGUGAGGGAUCAAUUUAAGCCUGCUCUACUCAUUCUUCCCUCUAACUACAGUGGAGGAAGGAGCUUUAAGGAAAACGUUUACAGAGUAUCAAAGGAGUCUCUUACAUGUAUUUCUCUGUACACUUUUUUCAUACCUUGGCAGCUCCAAGUGUGCUGUGGAGGCUUCUUUUUCUUAUAUACAAAGUUAACCCUUUAACUCCCAAGAUCAAAUUAUUUAUUCUCCUCUCAAGCUGCUACACAUUUCCUUGUAAAGUAGAAAUGAGAAUUUGGUGUUAGAUCAGGAUAAUAACUUCUACCUAAUAAGUUUGAAUAUUCUCAUUACCUAUUUGCUGGAUAAUGUAAGGAUAUAAUAGGGAGAAGUUUCAUUUUGAUCACUUCUGGGAGUUUGAUGGUUAAAGAAACUGAUGUGUACAUGUAUUUAUUAGGACAAUCUUUUUUUGUAUGAUGUACUUAGCUUACUGUGUUAUAAAUUUUUGCUUUAGAUGCUAAAUUUUUUUUCAUUCUCUUCCCACAUAUAAUUACAUGUUACUGUAGUUAAAGAUCAUAAUAGACUCAUUGAAAGGUUGCUUUGUGUUCACUAGAUCUGAUGUUAAUCUUUUUGGUUCAAAUACAGGAUGAAGAACAAGAUCCAUUACUUCAUGGAUUUUCUCAACUUAAAGACCAGCUUGCGGCUAUUUCUGGUAAGGAUUUGUAGACUAUAGACACAUGGGCAAAGCCUGUUCCGGUAUCAAACAAGUUUUAAAAGAGUUUCAAAUUGAUGUGUUUCCAGUGUGUGUAAGCCAGCCAGCUAAAUUGCCUUUCAGUUGAAAAACUUUAGUUCACUGAUUUAGUUCAAGAAACACAUGUUAAUCUUCCUGUGUAAAAAUGUGUAAAUUUAGCAAAGGUUUAGGAAAAAUUUGUAAGGAACAGAUACAUGUAAAUGCAAAUGCUGGCAAGAUCUGAAAGGAGAAUUUAACAGUGAAUUUGAGCUCAUUAAGGGCUUUCUCCCAUGCAACCUUUCAAUUGAAGGGACAAAGAAAAGAGGUCAUUCUUUUAUCCCAUUCAGAAAGUAAGGUGAAUGGGGUGAAAGAAGUUAUUUUUAAUUAGAAGGGGUGCUUGUUUACUAUAGUGGUGAAGGGGGCUGGAUUCUCUUUAGAAGAAGGGGAUCUACAUGUUUAAGAGCAUGGAAACUUUGUCAAGGGAAUCUUGUGUACCUAUAACAUAAAGCUAUUGAUUAUCAUAAGAUGGGAAUGUUUCAAGGUUGUAGUGGUAUCUUCCUGCGCAAUUUGUUUCAUGAUGUUUGUAUGCAUGUUAUGUUAAACUGUUUCAGCCCUAUUUGGCAUGUAUGGAUUAGGUUAUGCCUUUACAAGUGAAUUUAAAUGUAACUACUAUUUAUGUUUAUUUUUUAGUUAUUUAAGUACAUGUGUUGUGUCAUAUACAAUUAUUUGUGUAGUAUUUCUUAAAUGUCAUUUGAUUUGUAUUUUUGUGUGCUUAUCUUGUUGCAGAUUUGAGUGAAGUAGAUGUAAACACUUUCUUGGGCCCAUUUCUUGAAGUCAUUAGGUCCGAAGACACAACAGGACCUGUUACUGGUGUUGCGUUAUCAUCUGUGAACAAAUUUCUGUCUUAUGGACUUGUUGGUAUGUUUACUUCCUUUUAUUACUCAGCCUCAAGCAUUGUGUUUUGGCUGGGACUAAAAGAUUUGCAGAUUUCAGACUUGGGAUAGAUAGCUUGCAAAGAAGAUACUCUCUGUUAACCCUGGGCAAGUGGAUUUUAACUUACAGUGUAUACUGACCUAAAAGUUUUCUGGAAAUUAAAGUGAUAGUAAGAAAAUUCGCAAGAGCCAAAAGCUUUUCUUUUAAGGUGAUUGGAUGGAAAGAGAUUUGCUCAUAAAUAAAGACACUGUAAAGCCUUAUUUAAUGAGAGUAUCCCUUAACUGUGGCCUUCGAUCCUAACAACGGUUGUAGUAAUAAACUUGUACAAUGGGUUUAGUAAUAAACCUCUGUAGAAACACUCUUUACAGGUCUAAUUAAAAAUGGACAAGAUGAGCCUAAGGAGAAACUUAUUCAACCAGGUUUAUUUUAGGAGAGUAUUGUGUUGCAGAUCCAGCCAGUGAAAGUGCAGCAUCUGGUAUUGAGAAUCUGGCUGAUGCUGUUACUCAUGCUAGAUUUGUAGGCACAGACCCUAGCAGUGAUGAAGUAGUACUCAUGAAGAUUCUUCAGGUAAGAUAAUUUUGCUUUGAUGAAGAAUAUAUUUGAAAUUCAGAUUCUAGUAUUGUCCUUUUGUGAUGACUUUUGAGCUACAGUGAUUAUGAUGUGACUGGUGGUCUGGGUGAUACAGUGCACCUUCAGGGUCUAAUUCCUUUUCCAGUUUUUCUCUUACCAUUUAUUAAAAAUGGUUUAAUUAGCUAUUUUAACAGGUUGAGGCCCAAAACCUUUAGGCAAAACUGAACAUCUACUUCCCUGUGGCCUUAGUUAGUGUAGAGUCUCUGGAUAUGAACUGAAUAUACCUCUUAAACAGAAGGCAAAAUGUGCCUGAAUUGAAAUCCAGGACAGAAAGUCAGGGAGCCUGUUAUUUUCAUGAUAUAUUUUUCAUGAUAAAUUUAAGUUUACUCAAACAUAUAGAAAAAACCCUCACAGUGUAUUUUAAAAAUCAAUCAAUAUUCUGCUACAAAAGUAUUAUAAAUUAUGUUUGUUAGGUGCUCAGGACACUGCUGCUAACACCUGUUGGUGCACACAUGACAAAUGAGUCAGUCUGUGAGAUCAUGCAGUCCUGCUUCAGGAUUUGUUUUGAAACAAGACUCAGUGGUAAGUAAGAAAAUUUGGUUUAAUCGACUGAGUUGAUAAUGUCAAUUGGCCACUGCAAAGAGUUUCUAGGCUAACAUUUCUAAUGAAGGGCUAGAGUUUAAAACUCUAGCUUAGAAACUCUAAGGGUGGCUGAUUUAUAUUAUCAACCCAGUUGAUGAAACCAAAUAACAUCUUGUUAUACCCCCUACUGAAGCAGUACUACAGUAUCUUUGCAAACAUACCCCCUUUAGUUAUUGGUAAGUACUUUACAAUAAGUAUGCUUAUAAAGAAAUAUGCUUGUUCCACCCAUGAAGAUUGUGAACUUAUGGUCUUUACCGCAUAUGCUUUAAAUCUGAGGUAAGGAUUGGAACAUUUUUUUGCUUGCUUGGGUACAGUAUUCAAACUCAUUCUUUAAAUAAGCCCCACUCUCUAUAGAAUAGCAAACAAACAUACAUACAUACAUACAUGGUACAUACUGGUCAACUAUCUAAAUAUACUUAGCUUCCAGUGAGAAACACUCAAAAGCUGGUUUUCAGGUAUUAUGAAUGAUGAAUUUGCUUUAAAAAAUACAGUAUAGAAAAGGUUAUGAUGAAAAUUGAUAGUUGAAUAUUAGUAACUUGAAUAUAAACAAAACAUCUAAAAUCAAGUUUAUACAUUCAAUUUUAACCAAAAUUAAUACAGGUGUAUUUGUUUUACAUUAUUAAGAACUGCUUCGACGUUCUGCUGAACAGACCUUGAUGGACAUGGUGCAGCUUCUAUUUUCAAGGCAAGUUUGUAUCCUAAAUUGUGCCUUUAUUUUUCCUUGUUACUGUGCCAAUAUACUCUCAAGAUCCAAUUUACAAAGAAAGUCAAAAUGUUGAAGUUUAAUUGAAUACAGUCAUAGGUAUUCAUGGGGACAGCAGGAAGUGUCAUUUUCACCUCCUUGAUUAUGAUCUCAAACAGAUAUGAUUGGUUAAAGGAUGCUAGAAGUUGUGGGGCAUCAUAAGCAUUAUAUUGAUAUCCAUGAUUUCAGUGAUAUUGUAAGGAGAAAUUAGAUGCUACAUGUCUCUUUUAGGGGUUACAUUCUCAAGGCAGGAAAAUUUUAAAAUUGUUACUUACUACCAAGGAGAAAUGUAAACCAUUGAAACUAACAUCAGCAUACAUAUGAUUUAGCUCACAUUUGUUUGAUUUUGAAUUCCUUAGACUCCCUCAAUUUAAAGAAGAGCUAAAGUCAGGGAUGAUCCCUAAUAUAAGAAAGGUGAGCCCAAGUCAAUUUGACAGAUUGAUUUUAAAUUAGUUGUUUAGGUAAAGUUUAAAAUUUUUCGCCAAAGAAAAAAAGAAUUGUGGUGGAUAUUUCUAGGUGAUAUAAAUAUUCAACUUUGCACCAACAAUGAGAUGAAUAACUGUUACUAAAUAAAAGCAGCAGGCCUGCUUAAUCAAACUGAUGCUUGCCCAUAGUGACUAUUUUGUUUUAUACAAUUCGCAAAGCUUACAGUUUUAAUAGCAUAGUGAGAGAGGGCAUUUGACUCAGCUUUUACUGGUUGAGAAAAGUAAGUUUUUUGACAUGAUGUAAAUAAAUUUCUGAACUAGAAAUGAAUUUUGAAUUAGUCACCCAUCUAUUUCUAUCUAUUUAUAUCUAUCUAUCUAUCUAUUUUAAUUUAUAGCUAUUGUUUUAAUAGGUGUUCAAAAGAGCUGGAGCCAUCGCAACUGGAAAAAGGAAGAAGCAUAUGUCUCCUAAACCAAGACGAGGUCACUUUGAAGAGAUGCCCCUUGCAACAACAAUAACAACAGUAGCUACAACAACAAUCACAACCCCCUCUGAUCCACUGAAAGAGGAUAUCAAACCUGAAAAUGUCUCUGAAACUGAUCCAACUCUGCAAGAAAAUUUCUUGCAAGAAUCUUCUGAAAUAUCAGAUUGUGUACCAGGACAACCUGUGUCUGAUGGAGACACAGGCAAGCCUGCUGGAGAUUGCACCAACCUCACUGAACCUCUCAAUGAAGAAGGGCCAUCUAUAGCAUCACAGCUAAUGAGCAGUGAAGUAGAAGGGGAUGGUCUGAGCAUGGAAGGAAUUGUUAUGUCUGAAGAUGAGCGAGAGGUUGUAUGUGAAAAGUCAGCAGAAGAGGUAAAUGUGGUGGCCCUUUUUACAUACAAACUGUAGCAAUAGGCACAGGGCCAUUUAUAUUCAAGAGAUAAACUGAUUGCAGAAAUACAUGUACAUUACAAAUCACAAACUUCUUUUAAGAAGAAAGGAUCAAUAAUGAUUAACAACGAUUAUUUGGUCUAGUAUUUAAAAAGCAUCCAGUCACUCAAUGUGUAAUACUGUUAUCAUGUAAAAUUCAACUUGGCUUAUCACAAUGGUGAUGCACAACAAAGAACAUUUAAGAACACUAUAAAUAAAUAUUUCAAUUGAUUUGAAUGCUAAUUAUGAGGGAAUCAAACUUUACUUACAUGACUGUCCAGAACUACUGGAGAAACAAGAUUGCCAUUGUUUAUGAAAAGGCUAAUAUGAUUCAGAAAUAAAAACUACAUGAGUGCAAAUAUAAUUCUACUGUUGCAAGAUCAGAUUGAAAUGUUAGUUGAAAUUAAUCAAAGUUAACAGGAAUCCAAUGCCAAAAUUUACACAAACCUUGCUUUACUGGUGCCAUCAUGAAUUAGAAAGACAGUUAUUACAUGUCUCAAGUUUAAUGUCUUUGACACCUUGGGAGUUAUUUUAAAAAUUAAUGAGUAGUCAUUCUUCUGGCAACAUUUUACAGUUAUGAUGAUAAUAUAAUUAUGUUCAUAUUAAUGUGUAAACUAGGUUGGCACAGACAUUGUUGCUAGCUCCCUCAUAACAGAGGAUGAUGAUCAAGUGAAAGAAAUAAUGGGAAGUACUGCAUCAUUAGAAACAGUUGAGUCAGAGGACUUGUCAGAAGUAGCUGAGGGAAGCCAAACAGAAGCAAUGCUGCAACAAGAUGACUAUGUUAACCCUCGUGGAGUGCGUUUUACCCCACAAGAACCUGUUAAAGAGGGUAUGUAGUGACAGACCAUGGUUAAAAAUGUAUUCUGAUUUGGGGUUUGCUUUCAUGAAACUCAACAAUGGGUGACUUCAACAAUGAGGUGGACAUCUUGAAUGGCAAGGUAUUGGUGAGGACAACCAAGAGAAAACUACUUGUAAAACAAAGGCGGCAUAGUUUUGGAGUAAUAUUUAUUUUUUUAAGCCUCAUUUGAACAUUACAGACUGAUUUUUUUUGUGCUGUGAGAGAAUUCUGUUAUAUUGAUCUGUUGAACAUAUAUAUUUUUGGCAGUCUCAUUACCUGUCAUAUACUAACUUCAGUAUUUCAUGGCAGGUGCCGGUCCUUUGGUUCCCUAUGGUUUGCCUUGCAUUCGAGAACUAUUCAGAUUUCUUAUUUCUCUCAUUAAUCCCCAUGACAGGUAGGCUUGAAAUGUGAAAAAAAAGCUGUGAUUAACAGGAUAGAAUGUCAUGAAAAUCCAAUCAAUAUAUAUUACUCAGUUGAACAUUACACACUGAUGUGAUGUUGUAAUGUCUUUAUUUUCUAUAAUUAUUAAUGCCGUUUUCAAGGGUAUAGGUGACUAGGAUUUUAGAAUAUUAGAAAAAUUGUGUCUUUCUUUUUCAUGUAUUGUAAAACCCAGCUGAAAUUUUUCAUUAGAUACCUGAGGAAAAGAGGUCAAAUGAUACAUGUUAAAUGUGAUUGUGAUUAUAAUCAUAUGACAAUUUUUAUUCUUCUUUGCCUUUUUUUGUCUUAUUGUCUCAAAUUAUUAUGUGAACUUGAAUUAUUUCCUCAUUAUCAGGCAUAAUUCUGAAGCCAUGAUUCACAUGGGACUGUCUCUCUUAACUGUUGCUCUUGAAUCUGGUUCCCAUCACAUUGGAACUUUUCCAUCACUGAUGAAUUUUGUAAAGGAUGACAUGUGCAAGAAUCUCUUCUGGGUAUGUAGGGUUUAAAGUGUCUUUAUAAUGGUUACUUAGGAGCAGAUGGGAACUGUUAUUAAAGAAGGAAGUAAUGGGCAUAAUUCUAAUAAGCACAACUUAGUGCUGCAUUUAUUAAAUUAGAAAAACUGGUUUACUUGAUUCAAAAGGAAUUUCUCAACUUAAUCCAUUUUUUUGUCUAUACAUCUCUUUUUGUUUUUCAUUUUCUUUCAAUGUUUCACCUGUUUUUUAUGUUCAAGGAAUACAUAUUUUAUGAACCAGUCAUUCAGAAUUUAUGAUUUUAUGUAAAUGAUGGUUUUCCUAUUUUGUUAUUGAGACAAAUGGCUCAAAAUUUUAUAUUGAUAACUGCCAACUGAAAAACUUUUUUGGAAAAAAAAAUUGUUUGUCACUUUUCUGGAGAUAAAGAGAACUGCUGAUUACUCUUGUUUAACUACUAUAAUACUUAAUAAGUAUUAUUGCUUUGUUCAAUAUUUUGUGGAUCUUGGAAAAUCCAGCAAUUCAUUUGGUAUUUUUUAAUUGUUAAUGUGUUUGACAAUUGACGGAAACUUUGAUUUUUGGCUGGAAAGGUUAAAUGACUAUCAGUUUUGUAACAGCUACCUGUUUUAUAGAUAAUAAUUUGCUUUUAGCCAACCAAAGAAAAAUGGGGAGUCAUUUGAUAAACCUCUUUAGCUUAUAUCUUUUGUUUUUGCAAUAUAGGUCAUGUGACUACUCUAAAGAACUCUUUCUCUCAAAUUUUGUCCUGUUUGCUUGCCAACAUAAUUCAAAGGACAAGCAGGGAAUUUCCCUGAGAUCUCCACAAGCUUAACAGUGUUAUUUCCCUUCUGCUCCUUAAAGAUGAAAAAAUGCCUCUAAGCUUACCAGGAAAAGUGCACACAAAGCACUUUCCACUUGUGUUGUAGUUUCUAACAUUGAUUAUUUCCCUGUUGCAUGGUAUUUCUUCAGCUUAUCCAGUGUGAUGUUCUUGGACUCUUUACCAUGGCAAUGAGAGUGUGUUUCCUGUUGUUUGAAGGGCUUCGCACUGAAUUGAAAUUCCAAAUGGAGGUUUGUAAUGUGAUUAGAAAUUUUCAGCUAAGCAAUUAGGAAAGAAACAGCAAAUGUUUAGCUCGAUAUUUAUUUUCCAAUCAUGUAUCCAAUGUGGUCCUAAUUGUUAGCCUUCAUGUGCCCAUGAAUAAUACUUCCUAACCUGAUCCAUGUGCAGUGAAACAAGAGAAUCUUAGGUAAUUAAUGUGUCAAUCAAUUUGAAGCUUCAGCAUCCUCCUUCUAUUCAAAUUCCCACCUCCUGAGGCCAGAAUUGUGUUCAAAUGCCCUACUUAUGUGCUGGAUUUGAUGGCCAAUUUUUUAAUAGGCAACAUCAGUGACUGUGACUUUUUACUUGUUGACCAAGCUUUAAAUGCUAGACCUUGUAGAAUUUUUCUUCUAAGCCUUUUGCUGACAAAAGUGAACUUGAUACCUUUAAACACCUAGACAUUGAUAGAUAUAACACUGUCUUGUAUUCUGCUGGAAAGAUAUGUAAGGUUCAAACUCCCCUCCCCCUGGGUACAGACAGCAGUCAAUGCACAUGGUUUGCCUGGAGGGCAAUACCAAAUGCAAUACCAUUGCAACACCUAUUCAUAUAAAUAAAUCCAUUUCAUAAGCCACAUCCAAACCUCAGUAGAUUUCCCAUAUACAAAGAAAUCAUCACCACAAGUCUGAUUUGUGACUAAAGCUAGAGGAUCUAACAUUGAUGUUUAUUUAUCAACAUAUUCAGAUGUUUUUCAAGAAGCUCAUGGAUAUCUUGUCACUAGAUCCCCAAAGUGUACCCUAUGAGAAAAGAGAACUUACCCUUGAUGCAGUCAAUCAGGUGACAUUGAGUUAGUUCUUUUACUAAAAAUAUGUUUUGAUGCAGUUUUGUUAGAAGCAUAUGCAUUCUUUAGGCGUAGUCAGGUGGACAUAGUGCCAUCAGCUACCCAGAAUCCAAGGUGCUAAAGCAGUGAACUGUACAAAUUAAUAAUAUUUAAAAUUUUUACAGGAGUUUCAACCUGGUAGUAAGUCUUCCUUGUAACAUAAAAAGAGUUUACCCAUUGCAGGAGGGAAAUACCCUCGAUCAAGAUAGUACCUAUAAUUUGAUGAAAUAGUCACUCUAGUUUGAUACAAAUUACUCUGAUGAUUUUAAAAAGGCCGAUGAACUUUUUUUUCAGAAGACAAGCUUGAAAUCUUCUUUAACUACGUGUACAUUGAAUUGUUUUCCUUUUUCCAGUAUAGAGGACAGUGGGUCUUGCUGUCCAUUCACUGUCUGGGUAAAUGUUUUGGUGAGACUUAUGUGUAAAUAAAUAAUAAAUUGAAAUUAAAUAUUUCUUUACAAUCACGUAUUUUCUGUCUCUAGCUUUUCAGGGUUCCAAAUUUAGUCAUGGAACUUUAUUUGAACUACGACUGUGAUGUGUACAGCACUAAUGUAUUUGAGGAACUCUGCAAACUUCUCUCCAAGGUAUACUUUGCAAUUUUAGUUUGUCACAGGUUUGAAGUGAUGACUACUGCAAGAAACACCAACAAAGAAAAUUCAACAUUUUGAUUUUCCGCCAUAGUUAUCAAAGGUGGAAGCGAAAGAAAUGCAAUCUACUGAUUGCUCUGUAGUUUUGUUGAUUGUGUAAGCAAUUCUUUUCAAUUAUUAAUUGUUACAGUGUACAGGUAUGUUAGUCGACUCGUCAACGUAAGAAGUGGCCGUAAGAAAAGGAAAAGGCAUGGGGAGAGUCUCUUUUCUCUGAAUAUUUUAAGUAGGAUGUUCUUUCCAAAACGUGUUUCAUUCAAAUGCUCUUUUAUUCUUUUUUAAAAAAGGAAAAACAAAGUAUGUAAGUACUUUUGCUCUCUUUUUUCUCUUUUUCUUUUUCUUUCCAAAAUGUGUUUUAUGCAAAUACACUGUUAGUCUAAAGGAAAACAAAGAUUGUGCGUUCGUUUCCUCAUUGACUUUGGUAUCUAUGCAACUUAGUUCUUUUCGUCAUUCUUUCUGCAGAACGCCUUUCCCUCAGCUGGAAGCCUUUAUAGUGUACAUUUACUUUCUCUUGAUGCUCUCCUUGCUGUGGUCCAGAACAUUGAGGAACACUGUCACUCUGAGCUUUUAAACACAGUAGAAAAUUCCACAGAUGAAAAUAACGCUGAUAAAUGUCCAAGCAAGACGACAGGUAACAGGAUGUUGUAACUUAUCUGUGUUGUGUUAUAUUUUAGGUGUCGUUCAAAAACUAGACUUGAGCCUCUCACAAUAUUACAAAUAAAAGGAGCCAUAUUCACUUCAGAGUCUUGUAUAUCUGCUAUUUAAAAAGAACACACGGAUUAUUCUGAUAAGAUUUCAGCUAAAGAUAAUACAACCGGGAAUUACCUUUUUCCAAGGAAUCUAUUUACAAUACUUUUAACUGAUCAUUGAUUGGAUGGGCGUUCAUGACCAGUGGUUUGUAGAGUGGCUAUUGUUAGCUGUUUAGUGUCUAGUAUUAGCGUGUGAACUUCACCCGUAUUCCAAAGAAGACAAAAUUGGUAGUCACGUCUACACAGUUCCUUUUCAGUUUGUUAGGUGAAAGAUAACUUUGACAAAUCUACUUUACAUGGAAUUUUACCCGCUUGCUUUGCUAGCAGAUGACGAUUCAGGCAUAGAUGACAAAUGUGAUUCCUCCUCACUUAUGUCUCCACCGUCGCCACCAACUUCUGGCUUUGCUAUGGCCAAAAAAAUGACCGUUGGUGUGGCAUCACAAGAGCUGAGCACACAAGACAGUGCUGCAAAGAGCUGUGAUCAGUCUGGUGAUGACAAGUCUUUCAACUCAUCUCUCGGUCUUCUACUCUCUUCCCACCUUCCAGCAGUCGAGACUCUGGCCAAGCUGAGACAGAGAAAGAAGGUAGAAUUAAGUCACCAGACAACAAGUGAAGAAGCACUCCCCUUCAUAUAAUUUAGAAAUUCUCGUUACCCGUUUUGUUUGAAAAAGUCUGCGCUCAGUCUUGGAUAAUGUUUGUCUGGAGAGUUAUUGUUGAAUCACUUUCAGAGAGAUAACUGAUUUUUUUUUUACAUCAUGCAACAUACUCUGCUUCAAACUAAUUGAUGUGUUUUUUCUUAGAUUCUUCAAGCUGGUACUGAGCAGUUCAACAACAAGCCUAAGAAAGGAAUUGAAUUUUUGCAAGAGCAAGGGCUGCUUUCAUCUCCUCUUAAUCAUGAAGAAAUGGCCAAAUUUUUGCGUGAAAAUCCACGUCUUGACAAGAAAACGAUUGGCGAUUACCUCGGUGACAAAAAGAACACGCGAGUUUUAGAAGCAUUCGUGCGGUAAGUAUACUAACUUGCAAACGACUUGACAAUUAUUGGUGACAGACGGAAGAACUUCCAUUUUUAGAUAGUAUUAUUGUAUGGUAAAGUAGUCCUAAGGUAAAUCCGAACAUUCUGAUUAGCUCUUACAUGGUUCGUAGUUUGUCGUACUGACCUUUCUUCCACAGAAACGGGAUAUCGACGAUAUCGAUAUCGAUGCAUAAUAAAAAAGACAACAAUUUCAAAUGGUUUGCUAUUUCCAUAUACUCUUUGCAUUGACGUAACAUUCCUUGUCUAAUCUCUCGUCAGAUCUUUCCAUUUCCAUGAUUCAAGAGUGGAUGAAGCUCUUCGUUCUUUCUUAGAAAGUUUUCGUCUACCGGGUGAAAGUCCUGUCAUUGAACACAUUAUAGAGUUCUUUUCUGAAUUGUUCUAUGUAAGUUGAAGGUUUUGUUAUAUAUAUUACAUGGCCAACUACAAAUAACGUACUGAACCCCCCUAAAAGUGCCUAGUUCGAAACUCCUACUUUAUUUCAAAGUAUUAACUUGCAAACGCUCUCCUUAGAAUUGGCUGGGCCCUUUUUUCUCCGUUCACAUCGACGUUUUAUGGUGGUGUGCUUCACUGGACACGUGAACCUGAAAGGAUAAAGGCAUUCAACAAUGAAUUAGUUUCCAUAUACUGUAGUGUUAGCCAGACACGUAAAGGAAAUCGGAAUUUUUUUCAUCGCAAUUCAGAAACUAUUUUUAUCACUUUUUGUAGACGCAUUUGUCUUAAUAGCAACCAGAAUCUGGUGUUUUACCUCUUAACUCGUACGGCCGAUCUCCUAUAAAUCUAAAGUCAGUUAGAUAUUUGACCGUGUGAUUACUCCACCUAGUGACAGUGGACUGUGUUUACAAACUGCAUUGGUUUAGGAAGUCUCUCAAUAAAUCAAUAUAUCAGUCGUGGUGUACUGAUUGAGUGUGCGGCCUCUUGAUAACUUAUAGGAAGGUAAUCCAGAGCCAUAUGCCAACAAGGAUGCUGUAUUUACACUCUGCUAUGCUGUUAUUAUGUUGAAUGUGGACCAGCACAAUUCCAACAUCAAACAACAGAAACCAAUGACAUGCGAGGUACACCACUAAACAUUAACGAAAAUUACUAUACCUUAGACUUCCUAUGUAAAAUAUAAUUGGACGAGAGCAUUUAAUCGAUAUACAAUAGCGUACGAAGUUUUCCUGAUAAAUGCAAUAUCUGUAGCAGAUUUUGCAUUUAUCAUGUCGAGUUCAAAAUCUGCCUACUUUCCAAGCCCCCUCGUUUGUGUAGUGUUCUCAAACUUUAAAGUGAAUGGUUUUAUAUUUUGUUACAGAACAACGUUGUAUUUACUGCUUCUGUAGCGACUGUUCUAGUAAAGAUUAUAUGUGAUUUAUUUCACAUAGGAAUUUAAGAAAAACUUGAGAAAGACAAAUGGCACGGCGGAUUUUAAAGCAAGUAUGCUAGAGGAAGUGUAUCAUGCAAUAAGGUAAAGACACUCCACCAUACAAUAGAUUCAUGAUGAACACGUGGAACACCAGUGUGAUGUGCUACUGUCAAUGUCAAUCACUAAUGAAAUAAGAGACAACUGAGUUGGGGCCGUUCAGCAGUAGAGCUGUAAGAAAAUGUGUUUAAUUACUUUGGAAUGUGGGAAAAGGAGGGUUUAUUCUUGUGUAUUUUGUUAUUUGUGGAUAUAUCGUUGUAUGUCUGUCUUUUUGUCUAUGUGUUGGCGUGUAUGCAUGUAUGGUCCGUAGACAUCUCUGCAUGUACAGAUGAAGGCAUCUAUGCUUGUAUGCGCAUGUUCAUUUAUGAAAGAACAACGCGUGCUCAAUGAUGCUCCUCGACUCAUAUGGUGUGGUGGGGGUUGUUAGGUGAGCUUAUGUCCGGAGAGUGCAUACUUUUGAGCGCAAUAAAUCUUAGAAUCUUGUGAACAUACUUGAUUCAAAACAAGACAACUCUAAUUUUGUUUUCCCUCGUCUGCCAUUUGAACAAUUACAAUACGAUCCAAGAAAGGUUUAUUUGGUCUAUUUCUUACAUAAUUCUUUUAAAAUAAAUCAGGAGAUACUGUGGAUGACCGCGUUAGCGUGUUGGGUAAUGAAUUAUUAGCUUUCCUUAGCUCCAUAGAAUUUAUGAGAUCAGAGGCUUAUAUUGUUUCUUCUUCCCACAGAAAUGAAGAGAUUGUCAUGCCUUCGGAGAGAAGUGGAAAGAUAAGAGAGAAUUAUGAUUGGAAGGUUAGAAUAAAAACUAGCAUGUUUGUUGUAACAACAGUCGUUUUUAUCAAGACUGGUUGGUUCCGAAUCACAAAUUUGUUCCAACAAGAGAAGGAUAUUGGAUAGCCGUGCGUUAUAUUUAAGGAAUAGUGUACUUUACCCUAACACGAGGAGGGUUUCAUGCAAACCCGAGACGCAGUCGAGGAAAUUGAAAUGUAUAGGGAACAGUACGGAGAACAUGGAUACUGAUGUUAGGAAGGAAAGGGUUGAUCAUGUGACCUUGAACUGCAAGCCUGGGCUUAUUUAAUGGAAGGAAAAGCUACACUUUUGAAUAAUCUAUCAUAAGCAAGUUUAUUUGUGGGCGUUUCUUUCCUUUUUUUGUGGGAAGGUCUUUGUUGAAGAGCUAUUAUUUCUCCUUUUCCACCCUUUGUGUUUUAAUUACGCGAAAAGGUUACUACGUUACUUCAGCCAUGGAACCUAUAAAUUCAUUUGGUUUUGUACCAAACGAAAUAGAUAAUCUGUUGACUCAUUUUUUGUGUGUACAUAUUUUGUCAAACAGGUUUUGUUGCGUCGCAGCAGUAGUCCUGAAGGGAAGUAUAUUAAUGGCUUGGGAAGCAGCUUUGAUAAAGACUUGUUCUUAAUCAUAUGGGGUCCCACUGUGGCUGCUUUGUCAUAUGUUUACGAUAACGGACUGGAAAAGAGUGUUGCACAGAAAGCUAUCGUCGGAUUUAGGUAAAUGUUGGUUAACCAUCAUCCUAUUUACAAAAAUUGCCUCCAGCCUCUCUUAGACGCAUUUCAACAUACUGCUGUUUAGAUAAGGGUGUCAGAAAAAACUGCACGCGACAAUCUCGAAAAGUAAUGUUGGAUUCCGUUAAUCAAUGAACUUUAAUGAGUGAAAUGAAUAGAUGAAAUUGUGACAUUCGCAAUGCCUCGUCCUUACAGCGAUGUUUUCUCAGAUUUCCCUGAAAUCUUUGGUUAAAGGGAACCGUGACUUGAAGACUACCCACAUUACCUUUUGGGAUUGUCGCGUGCACUUAUACGCUUUCGUCGACAACCUUUUUCGAAACAGCUGUAUAACCCUUUGACCUGUAAGGGUGACUAGCAUCUAAUUUCUCCUUACAAUAUCACCCCUGAAUCAAACAUUGAGGUCACGAGAAUAAAGGAGAUGAUCACCAACUAAAGAAGCUCUUGAUUGUUGAACAAAUUCUCCAUAUCAGAACCUUAGGAAAUGUCCAGGGAAUAGUAUGGAGAAUAUGCACACUGAUGAUAGGGAGUGAAGGGAUGAUCAGUCAAGCUGAUACAGCGUAUAAUAGGAGUCAGUCUGACUUACAAGCUGAAGGAUUAGUAUCAUGCAUUGACCGGCACAUUCGUAUUAAACUUCCUGUUUGGCUGGACCGUCAAGGGUUUUUGACUGUUGGUUUUUAUGAAGCGUGAAAGACAGAAGAAACUGAGGACCCCCCUGGAGCUAGUACGGGAACCAAACAAAUCUGACUGACGCCGUGGGUCCUUUCCUCGAAAGUCUCGGUACUGACUUCGUGCUACUACUUAACAGCCAUACUUAUAUCUACAGUAGCAUCGUGGCAAUACUUCUAUUAGCACAUGAACCAAAUACUUGACGAUUCUAAAACAUUUUCAGUGAUUGCCUCCUAUUUUCUUUCAGAAAAUGCGCCCUCAUAUCAGCUCAUUACAGCUUGUCAGAUGUGUUUGAUAACCUGGUUAUUUCACUGUGUAAAUUUACAUCACUACUUACUCCACCAGAGGUGCGAAGAAACGUAUCUUCUCGUGUGCAUUUAUCUUUGGCGACAGAGAGUUUUAAUAGAAAUACUGUGGUAGAGAUGUUCCUAUUUUUUCAUGUCGUAUUAUAAUCCACUAUUGAUGCUUUCAGCCCUGGAUUAUCGGUGGACUUGAUGCGAAGGAAGUCAAUGUUUUACUUCAUUUCUGAAAGGCGUGCUCGAAGGAAAACGUAUAUAGUUAUAUUACGACAGCGAUGUAGAUUUGAUUAGUUUUAUAAUCUUUCUUAAAGGACAGUUUUCCAAAAUUAUUUGGUUGAUUAAAAGUCUAAAUUAAAGUUGAUUACUCACACAAUGAUCGGUUAACAUGUCCAGUGAAGUAAAUCCAUUUGCUGUUUGCUCUUUAUGUUAACAGACUGGAGAGAGUCUAUCAGUAUCUUUUGGUAGAAAUCUAAAGUCGCAGCAAUCAGCAAGAACCUUGUUCGCUUUGGCCCAUCGUCAUGGGGAUAUUUUACGAGAAGGCUGGAAGAAUAUAAUGGACUGUAUGCUUCAGCUAUUCAAAGCCAAGUUGUUGCCCAAAUCUAUGGUGGAGGUAACAAAUAUCGCCUUAAUAAAGCAGAAGAAAUUGUGUUUUUUUUUUUCCCGGCCACCUUUGUGUUAUUUUUUAUUUCGUUGUUGUGAGGCAACAGAACCCUCCAGCGGUGAAUGUUGUAACACUUUACUUUACCGAUGUUAUUUUUAGGCGGAAGACUUUGUUGAAGCCAGCGGGAGAGUUAGUCUUUUACCAGAAGAACUGCCAUAUAUAAGGUUUGUUAUUUGAAUGGAUGAUCAAACGAAAUGGAAGUUAUCUACUCAUUAAUAUGCAAUAAUUUGGAAACAUUUGGAAUAAACCAUCCUGUCACCAGCACAGAGCAAACUUUAUUAAAAACGUUUUUACCGGUGAUGUUGUCAUUAAGUUGCCGCAUGAAUUGAGAUUGGAUAGCGUGCACAUGUGUAUGCGUGAGAUUGAGGCAGUGGAAAAUUGUCCCCAAGUGCAGGAGAAAAUUUAACAUUUUAGACUGCCUGAGGUUCUUGACUUUUGUUUAACUUGUGUUCUCAGGCCGGAAACAUCUCUAUUUUCGUGGUGGUUUGUGAACCCAGAGCCAGCAAGUUAUAGAGGUCAGACCACAGAAGACAAAGAAGCACAAAAACAAGCACAUACCUGCAUCAGAGUAAGUUGAAACUGAGCGUGGUGCAAGUCGUUUGUGCGUACGAAUGACGGAUGAACCAAACCCUCGAAGUACACAAGUGAACAUUUUAUGAAAAAAUUUAUACUUUGAAAAGAAAUGAAUCGUUGAUCUUCAAGCCGCAGGAAACGGUUGCUCAUUAAUACCGUACUGUACAAAAGUAUUGAAAACAGUUAUCGCCAAAUAUCGCGCUUCUCCUUCGAGAUAUCGCCUAUAUAUCGCCGAUUUAGCGCGCCUUUUUUUUUCAGCGAUGUCUUUCCAAUGAAAUAUCACUACAACGAUAUUAGAACGCGCGGCAUAUCGUCGCUUCAGCGAAAUAUAGCUACUGUGAUUAGAGCGCGCGAUUUAUGUCAGCGAAAUAUAGCUACUGCGAUUUAUGCGUCAUUGCGAUAUAUCGUUCAAGCGAUAUAACGCUAUAGUGAUUUAUCAUUUGGCGAGAAAUGCAUGUUUUACUUAUCUUCUAAGCUGGCGUUUGAAUUUUUACCCAGGAUUGCCUACCAGAGCUCCUCAUCACAGAGAGCAAGUUUUUGAGACCUGAUUCCUUGAAUGAGCUCAUAAAGGUAAUCUGAAAUGUUGAAUUUUUCAGCGUCUGUGAACUUAAAUGAUUAAUGUUGUGUUUGGCGUUAUUAAACCAGGAUGAGGAAUGUUACAAAAGGCCACGUUGUUCAAAGAAUAACAAGAAAGACUCCAAUAUUUCAAAUUUUUAUUGACCUGCAUAUUGACACCUGGGUAAGCUGUUAGUGCUUUCGAGGCUGCUAGGGUCAUACCCACAUAAGUUACUACCAGGCUGAGUGGUUCAAUUUCAGGGAAAAUUACGAUUCCUCAUCCCCCGGAUUGAGAAAAGGAUAAUGUAUCCGUUCUGGUCGGUUUAUAAUUCUAAGAACACGGGGCGGAGUGUGAUAUUUGUCAUGAGUGUGAUACAAAUGAAGAAGAUUACUGUUAGUAGUCGUUGUGCCAUUGCCACCGAUGUAAGAAAAAAUCAGCACCAGUUAUGUACUUUAUUCAAAUCCCCGCCCUGAAUUAUUUUCAACAUUCAGUUUUGAAAGUUGAACCUUCUUAUUAACGAAGAAAUUCAAGCAGCAGCCUCUGCAGUAAGAAAAGCGUAUCAGCCCGAGGGCUAUCAGCGCUAUCCGACCUUUCAACAACCGCGGCCAAAUGUUUUGAAUCGAUUAUAUUGUCAGGUGCUGAUUUACAAUUCAAGUAUUGAGAACCAAGAAUCUGUCCCUUACGAUGAAGAGGCUGCGGUUUUUUUCCUGGAACUUCUAAUAAGAGUUGUUUUGCAAAACAGGUAGUGGUGCAGUUGUAUUCUGGCUUUUUACCCUACUGUAUAUGAUUCCUUCAUGUUCCGAGAGGAGUCUGGUAAUGUGGUGUAAUCCCAUUUUUGUUCCUCAUUUACUGUUAACUAAGGAUGUUUGUGCGCGAACAAGAACCUUCACCCCUGCACCUCUCUCCACCAGGAAGAGAAAAUGGUACAAACCGUCGGGAAAGUUGACGCAAUGCCGGGGGGAGGGGUAGGGUAGGGGUUAUCCAUGCGAUGGACUUGCAUCGUGCUCAGGGGGUGAGGCAACAUGCCUAGCCACUUCCUGCCACUGAAACCUGAAUACUCUCUGACCUUCUACUUCGCAAGCUGGCGACACUUUACCUCUAUGUCUAGAGUCCCAACUACGGCAAAGACUAAUAACCGUCAUGCAAUGUUUUUUUUAGUACACUGUUCUUAUUACUUUUUCCUUCCACAAAAGUAUUUCACUCGCUGGUUUUUCCCACCAUAUGUCAGGUUAACUAUUAGAAAAACGGAGGGGUUUCUCAAUUUUUUUUCAAUGACAACUUUUUUUGUCUUUUUUAUUAUUUCAAGGUUGGUGUACACUUUGUAUAAUUCAUAUCUAAAUUUCUUGAAACCCGAUUGGACGAUUUUUACGGCUAAAUUUAAUUAUUAGGUGUUAAAGUUUACUGACAUACCUUUUGUAAUAAAAGCUUGUCUGAAUCUUCCAUAGUUUGUAUAAUUUCAGGGUAACAAUAUCUGAUCUAAAGACUUGACUUUCUGAUAUGUAUAAUUUGUUUUAAAGGGAUCGUGUAUCAGCAUUAUGGGCCACAGUGAGGGAUCAUUUGUCAAACAUUCUUGUCAAUGCAACUCAUCACAGGUAAGCAGUUAGAUGGAAAGUGAUAUUAUCAGUUUUAUAGACAUGUUUAAAGUGUAUACCUUUCUUUCUUUCAGUUCAAUUGUGGAGAGAUCUGUUGUUGGCUUGCUAAGGCUGGCAAUUCGUCUCUUGCAUAAAGAAGAAGUAUCCAGUCAAGUUCUUUUAACCCUUCGUAUCUUAUUGUUAAUGAAGCAUGAUGUUCUGCAAGAUUGUGGGAGGCAAAUUUCUUUCGGACUUCACGAACUGAUCCGGACUAACGCCUCUAGUAUAACAUGCUCUCGAGACUGGGUCACAGUUUUUGCUUUGCUGGAAUGUGUAGGUGCUGCUGCUUCACUACCAACUGUUACUUCAAGUAAUGUGUCCAUGUCCACGGCAUCAUCCGAUGUGGGAAGUGAUUUGACAUCGAGAAAUUACGAACUUGCGGACGGAAUAUCAAACUCAGAAAGUGAAGGCGGCUCAUUUACAAGUAUUGAAGCGGAUUCAGGUUUGAGUGGAAGUGUUUUAGGAGACACGUGGUUGGUGAUUACAAAACAGGACUCAGAAAGCUCUCCUGCGAACCAGUAUGAAUUAACAGUGGGUGCAAAAUUAAACAAGCAUGAUAGUAAAUCGUUUGUGAAAUCGUGUCAGAGCUUGGCCUUUUUGAUCCGCGACAACGCUCAUGUCACAAAGGAAAAUUACCUGCAUUGCGUUCACGCUCUUCGCUUAUUCUCAGAGGCUAGUCUAAAUGGAGGAGCUGGAUAUCGCCAAGAUGGCUGGCAACUCAAAGAGAGUACAGCUGAUUACAAAGGAAGUUGGGGGCGCUCUAGCAAAAAGACAUCAUCGUCAUCUUCACGCUCAAAGAAAGUGAGUCCAACAGGUUUGAAGACACGUAAAUCUACCAAGUCGGCCACCAGUAGUCCAGCCACGAGUGAGGAUGAAGCUGAGAUCGUGGAGACUAUCAACAAUACUUAUGAUGCCAUGUCUCUCCAGCUCCUUGAGCUCAUGUACACUCUUCACACUCAUGGAAGAGGAAUUUUUGAUAAAUUCCCAGGUAUGGCUGAUGGUAGCCCUGAUGUACCAGUUCACGACCAGAGCUUGGACUUUCUGUGGACUAAGUGCUGGUGUCCCUUGCUGCAAGGAAUUGCACGCCUUUGUUGUGAUGUGCGCAGGGAUGUGAGAAUGUCUGCUCUUACUUAUCUUCAGCGGGCGUUACUCGUUCAAGAUCUUCAAAAUCUAUCUGCCAUGGAAUGGGAAGCAUGUUUUAACAAGGUACUUAAAGUCACUUCUUCGAAUCUUUCAAACAGUGGCGUUAACUUUUAUAUCCCAACAAAGUUGUCCUGAAGGGAAACGGGAACAAUACGCUGCUCUUCUUGUAAAAGCAAGUUGAAGCACAUUGUAAUUCUCGGUUAGAAAUAAGUGUUUUACUUUUAAUAUGCCCGUGGAAUUCGAGAUAGAAAAUUUCGGCGCCUUUAUUUCAUAAAUAUAACACGUUUCGAACUUUAAAGCUUUCAUUGUCAUCUUUGAUUUGAAACAUUUAUCAAGAAAGUUACCGGUAAACAUGACGCCAUUUUUCACAACUAACAGAUAAAACUAUUUUGGGUUGGGGCUACAGAGGCAUAUUUACAGUGAAAGAUAAUUUUGGUAGUUUGUUUCUAGAAGUUAAUGAUUUAUUCAGCCAAUCCGUUGGCUUUCAGGUUUUGUUUCCCAUGCUGUCUCAACUAUUAGAAGUCAAUAGCAAUAGUGAUCCAAUGGGUGUCGAAGAAACGCGCAUGAGAGCUGCUACUCUACUCUGCAAGGUAUUUGACAUCAUUAACUAGUCGCUCUUCACUCACUCUAAGAAAAAGAGAAAGAUUUUAACUUAUAGAAAACUCCUUUUGUACGAUUUAAGUUUGACCGAAAAUAUAAGUACAAAGCGCCAUAGGAUUUAUGAUCUGUUCUCCUCUCCUCGAGUCCAAUGCAAGGGACUAAACAAAUAAGAUAAAAACUCGCUUAGCAACAAGUGAGGUAGGAAUAUCUACGAGGAAUCUGAACUGUGAAGACUUUGCAACAUCCUUUGAAAAACGAUGAUGAGUUUAUUUUAUUUUUGAUGCGUCUUCUUUUAACUUAUUAGCUUACUGAACAGAGAAUGGGCUGGAAUUUUGUGGCGUGAAAUAUUCGAAGCUAUGAAGAUUUUCUAGCAAAAAUCAUCAGAGCAUUAGCUGAAUUCAUGUUUUGGUUGAUUUAAUAUGUUACAGGUGUUCCUACAGCAUUUGACGCCUUUGUUGUCUUUAUCCACUUUUACUGCACUGUGGUUGACAAUCCUGGAAUUUAUGGAUAAGUACAUGCAUGCAGAUAAGAGCGAUCUUCUGGUGAGUAAAUAUUAUAUUUUGUUUCUACUCGAGCAUAAAGGGUAUUAGAGGUGCAGAGUGCAUGGGAAUCACACUCAUGGUGAUUGUUUUUAAGACUUGGUUAUCCCAGCGGAACGAGAGACCCAAACGUCGCUAACGUCUUCAGUUUCCAGUAAUGCAUUUUUGUCUUUAACAUGACGCCCCCUUAGAUACUUAGACGGUUACACCGACUACUUUUUCGUACAAUAGAAGAUGUGAGGUUGUUUCAACCUUACUUUCUUAGAGACAUCCAGCUAAUCAGUGAUGUUUCCUCAACUAUAUCUUUAAACUGUUUCAGGAGAAAUUAUUUUUAGUUACAAGCAAAUCUAGAUGAAAGCGCUAAUUGCGCUUACUAAAAGCAAUCUUUAAGAAGGAAAAAUUAUCGAACCCAUUAGGAAUAUAAAUUUUGAGGAAAACAUUACCCUGGAUUCCGUCUCCUUUGGUGUGCUCUUCAGAACAAAUGCAUGCUAAGGCACUGCUUAAAUGGAACUUCAUCCGUUAGGCCCUUCCUCCAUUCUUCGAGUCAAUUAGCAACUGACAUAAGACCAACCAAAUUGGAAAAAAAAUACAAUUCCUUCGGGAGACGGAAAGUCGUUCAGUGGAAUGUUGGUUGUUGAAAGUUCAAUUUCCAGCGUAAGGCUUUGUCUCUCAUACGUAAACUUUUAGUUGGUUUUCUAGCACCACAAACGGCUGAGAAGGAAAACACUGACCGCAUUCCAUUCGCUCUCACAUUUCACCCUCACAACCAAGCAAGCAGUUAAAUCUGUUAUUCUUAAAAACUUACUUCAAAACGAUUCAGAGAUUGGUAUUCCCACCAAUAGCAGAGCUCGAUUUUCUGCGUAUAAACUCACACAACCCACAAUUCCUCCAAUCGCUCUGACUAAAUGUCAACUCUGAAACUCUUUACGGUGGCCAAUUUACGUUAUCAACUCACUUGAUAAUAUUAAAUUAACUCACAAAGAUGCCAAGGAUGCUUUUCUAACCACUCCAUUAGAAACAAGGGUCGGGUCAAAUGAAAGUUGCGCGAAGGUGGCCAUGCGCGAUUUAGUAACCCGGUUUUUAUCAUAAUUAGACUGUUUGAGCUGUGCCGGGCACAUCGUACAUGCACGUAUAACCAUUGUUUUAAUUUCGCUUUGUAGUUUGAAGCCAUUCCAGAAUCUCUAAAGAAUAUGUUACUGGUGAUGUCAACAGCAGGGAUAUUCGAUGAAGAGGAAUGUACAUUAACAGCUGGUUCCCAAAGUGAUAACCGCAAAACACCUGCCAGGCCAGAAUCAGACAUACAUAAGUACUCUGCACUAUGGCAGGUCACAUGGGAACGGAUUGACUGCUUCUUACCCAACCUCCGCCAGGAACUUUUUACACCUCGCAGUCAAUUACCCGUUAGCAACAUCCCUAAAGUGAAGCCUGAGCAGGAGAAAACAGUUUCGGAGGAAAGCAAUCGCGCUAUGGAGUUGCCUAGUAACGGUGAGAAAUUAUGUUGCUAUGUAACAAAUAGAUUCCAAGUUGCCGUGCGUCUGUACAGUAAUAGAUCACAGAUGACGUCAAAAUGUUGUAAGAACAAAAAAGUGGCACACAAGGCGCAGCUGGGUGUGUCACUGAUGUUCUUACCAUAUUUUGACGUCCUCUGUGAUCUAUUACUGUACAGACGCACGGCAAAUUGGAAUCUAUUUGUUUUAUAUAAUUUAGAAUUAAAAAAGUUUUAAUGAUGACGUCAUCUAUACGUCUGUCUUUCAAUAGAUCAUAAGUGGGAACCAAUCAGAAUGCGUGCAUAACUGAGCAUAUUAUAUAAUGUAAUUUGGUUUGAUUGGAAACUUUCUUCUCUUAAGUCGAACAGUUCUACAAAAAUAAUUACAACGGCCAAUCAGAAGAUGGGAAAGUAAGUUAAAAAGCCAAUGAGAACCGAAAGUAAAAACAAGUAACCUGCCUAAAGUGCAGGAAAACGCGGGCGAUCAAGUCGUGAUUGGUUUUAGUUUUGCAUUUGAUUGGUUGAGAGAGUGGUGCGAGUUUUCCGGACCAAUCAUAGAGUGAAGUAAACCAAAACCAAUGCAGACCUGUUUUACUUUCCACACUCAAUGGAAUAUUGCUCUAAAUACUCUUAAAUCAUGAUUACAAUUCAAUCGGUUAGUCCUCCGCCCAAUGGGUUAUAUACAACUAACGUACUGAACUUUGCUACUUUGUAACUGUGAAUUAACCUCCGUUUGCAUUCCGUGCUUCUUUAUCUUUUUAGUUGAUAAAAUGGAUAACCAAGACAAUCCAGACGGUGAGCGAAGCUUGCCUUCCAACCAGAAAAGCAGCAACAGCAGCAUCUCUUCUCCUCCCGGUGGUGGACAGCAGCAAGUUUGUGUGGUUUUACAGCCACCUCUACCUUCAUUAACAAACCGGAGCACCUCUCCAACACACUUGGGCUCCUUAGCAGACAACGUACGCCCCAGUUCAGUGCCCAUUAUUCUGGCUCCCAGUCCAGCACUUUCACCAGCAGCCCUUUCCUCGCCUCAAGGGUCUCGAUCCCCGACACCUACGGAUCCAGGCCCUAAGCAGCUAGAAAUGUCAGAGGAAGUUCCAAGGGAAGAUUUGAAGGCUGACCAAUCAAAUGGCGAGUCAGGAAAAUCUGAUGCACCUUCACCAGAGAGAAUGAAAGCUUCGAUAUAUGACAUCUAGGUUUACUUAGUACGGUUUUGAGGACUACUGUGUGUUCCAAUCGCCUAUAAUUUUAUUGUAAAUUAUUUACUGUACCGGUUAAUUGAAAACGGAGGUUAGAGUUAUCUUAAAUGUUUAGAAUCGGAUUCUACAAGUCAGAACAUGUAAUACGCAUCCCUCCACUUUGUAACAGCCACUGAUCAGAGAAUUUGUUAACUGGUGACACAACUUUAUUGGCAAAGGAUUCAAAUCAUUCCAUAACGGGUCAAAGGUCGCUUAGUCGUGGAAUGACAGCGACUUAACCCUUUUUUCUCCCAUAAGUGACUCAAGUAGAAUUUCUUCUUACAAUAUCAACACAAUAUCAAGCAGACAAGUGAUGAAAUGAAUGAAAAUAAAUAAAAAUAUCACUUAAGGGAUUAUUAGUUAAUCCAGUACUGAAUUCUAUGGCAGACAGAAAGUGAAAGGGCUAAAAGCGUGUAGGGCUAUUGAAGAGACCAUCUAGUUAAAUCCCUUAUGCAUAAUUUGAUCAGAUUUUUUUGAUUGAUUUCCCUUACUCGCACUUAUACAGUCGGUUAAGAAUCAGGACGUGUGGAAUUGCUGACCAGCUGCAAGUGGUACUAAAAGUCCCCAUCAUUUCAAUUCUAACAACGAAAACAAAAUUCACCUAUUUCUCGGCAACAUUCACCUACCAAGAGCCAACAGUUUCCCAGCUUGAAAAAUAAUUGAAAAUAUGAGAUAUCUGUUGUGAGGGUGCGAUGUUUUACGCUAGUUUUAGGGACGAUUGUUUGCCAAAAGGUUUUGUAAUAACUUUGGAAAGGUGACCUUCAGCAUGAGUAAUGAAGCGAAAAAUUAACUGUUUGCCUCGAUUCCUCGGUUGACAUAUCUGUUAGAUCCUAUUUGAGGUUACAUCUCAGCGACACUCCUUGAAAUCAAGCAAGACUCCC